Messenger RNA from Zophobas morio, 2646 nucleotides. RefSeq lists its product as uncharacterized. The transcript has 9 exons. Gene Ontology annotation, biological process: protein autoubiquitination. Bases 197 to 2362 code for a protein of 721 amino acids. Lineage: Eukaryota; Metazoa; Arthropoda; Insecta; Coleoptera; Tenebrionidae. The record is from RefSeq and is a predicted model, not a curated record. Gene Ontology annotation, molecular function: ubiquitin-protein transferase activity.
AACCGACAAAAAACCUAUUGGAAAGUUUCGCUCGUCUCACCAUCACCAGAAUAGCGUUGGUUUUCGCUUUGUAUCACAUGUUAUCACUCAGUUUCCCGACGUUUGCAGCUUGUUUACUUACGUCAUUAAACCAAAUAGUCAAAAUUGGCACCAUUCAAACCACAAGUUCGAAAAUUGAAUUACUGCAACUACAAAAAUGGAUUUAGGCGUUUUAAAGGGUCCAGUGGAACUUUUAGCAUCGAAAGUCAAAGCCUUCAAAAACUGUCUCGACCUCGCCACGGAAUGCCUCACCAACAAAGACUACAUGAACGCAGAAAUGAUCUACGGCGGCAUUUUAGCCGACCUGCACAAAGACUGCAUCGUGGAAGCACUCGGCCUCAACGACCUCGAGCUUUUCUCCCUACACAGCUGCUUCGCCUACUCGUCCAUCGGUGCCGACUACAAAUCCGAACAAGCCCUGGUCAUCCUAAACUCGAUCCACAAACCCAUCAAAUUGCCGCUGGUGCCUUAUUUGAAAGCUUUCGUACACAUUUCGAACGAUAGAUUAUCGUUCGCUCACGACGAAUUGCAGUGUUGUCAGACGCUCCUCAACAACGGGUACAACUUCAAACCCAACAGUAUUCUAAACGAGGAUAUUAUUCCGGAGAUCAACGACGAGUUUUUGAAGUUGAAAAUAAACGGUCUGAGGUUUGCUUGCGAGUUGCUCAAGGCUAAAGAAGAUAACGAAGAUUUGAAGAAGUGCUUUAAGGAGAAUUGGUUGAAAAUCGGGAAACUGUGCGAAACGGACUUCGCGAAGUUGUCGAAGAAUAAGAAGAAAGGGAAGGAGGAUGACGACGAACCACCUAAGGAGGUAGUUGAAGAGAAGAAAAAGAAGGCAACCGGCGCUAUUAAGAAAACCGAGAAACAGAUAGUGAAGAAGACCGAAAUCGGAAUUCAAGCGACACCAGCCAAAGGAGUAGCUAUCGGAGUACAAACCACCAUGGAGAAGGAAGUGAAUAAACAGUUAUUAACCGCAGUAUUAGAGAUAAAAAACAAAAUGAGCAACAUGCAGGCUAAAAAGGAUACCGAAAUUAAACAAUUACAAAAGAAAAAUACCGAACUUAAUGACAAGUUAAUCGCCCGUGAUAACAAACGACAAGAAAAAUUAACCGAGUUUGAGUUCGUAAAAGAGCAAUAUAUUACCUUAGAAAAGAAAUAUGAGCAAUCGCUUAAACAAAUCGAGAUUCUGCAGAAAAUGUUGAUAGAGCAAUUGCAACAAAAAUAUCAGAUGCAGAAGAACAUAUAUCAGUUGUUUGAGGAAAAAUGUGACUACAAAAUUGAGUAUUUAUGUGACAUUCAAAAAUAUUUACACCCUAGUGAUAGACCUACUCCAGAUGAGUGCAAGCAAGAGGUAACUAUGUGGAAAAAUACCCUCAUCAAAAUUUCUGGAGCGAAAAGAGAUUUCGAGGUCUAUUAUAGGGGUAUUGAUGACUUGAUUGUUGCUAAAAAGUACCCCACGGUAAAAACAAACGACUGGCCACCAAUUCCAGUCAUCCCUAACGACGUACAGGACGUGAUAUACAGAAACUUCAGGAUAAUCAUGCAACAAAGCAAGUCUCUGUUUAACAGUCUAACAUUCCCCAACAAUAUGUCCACUGGGACCCCCCUUUUCGGGAAUUUUGGGAAUUACAAAGAGAACGAGCACAAUCCGAACUUCUUCGUUAAUGGGUACAACGGCUAUAAAGAGGAUGGUAGGACAACAGGGUCACCCAAUUUCUUCGGAAAAUUUAACCCCACCCUUCCGUUUACCAACGGAAAUAAACUUCCACCGUAUCCGCUUAACCAGCAGUUCCACCAACCCCCACCACCACUAUAUCCACUCCCAAUACCACGUUCACAGUAUUCACCACAACCACAAAACAAAAAACCAGAAGUGGCACCACCAUCACCCACAUCAAGUGAACCAAACAACUCGUGUAAAUCAGAGCAGGAGUUGCUCAAAUUUCUACAAUACAACUUCAAAGAGGUACCAGAGGAGGAGCUACUGGGUGCGAUAUGCGUAGUGCGUGAUCUGUGUGGAGGGUCGCUGAUAGGUUUCCCCAAAAAGAGUCUAGUGGAAGAAAUUAAAAAGGUACUCAAGAAAAACGCAGGUGCUAAAUCUAGUUGGAACAACAUUGUGAAAACGCAGUGGCAAAAUGACCACUCGGAUAAUAAAUGUUGCAUCUGUUUCGAGGAUUACGACACCACGAGUAGUCACAGUCUUCCCUGCCAGCACGAAUUUCAUAAAAGAUGUAUUACAAACUGGCUCAAAGUACAGAGCGCAUGCCCAGUUUGCAGAGUUCAUGCUGUUAUCGACGAGGAGUACCCGCCUCUCAAAGUUUAACUAUAUAUCAAUGAUUAUUUUAAUAUUGUUAUCGAUUUAAUUGUGUUUGUUGUAUUUUUACGUGUGUUCAAGAAAAACGCGCGAGAAGUUUUUAUUUGGUUAUUGAAAUAACACAACAUGUGUUAAGAAGUAUGGUUAUGUAUGUUAAAAGUUGUUACGGUUGUAUUUUCUGAACACACCAUAUAGUAUUAAGUAGAGUUCGUUCAUGUUAAUUUUUUAAAUCUUAUUAACUAACUUUUGUAUCAAUGUACUUUAUCAUAUCGUAAUAUAAUUUGCUACGGUUA